AUGCUGGGCUCUCCCUGUCUUCUGUGGCUCCUGGCUGUCACCUUCUCCUUGGUUCCCGGAACGCAGUCCUUGGCCCCUCAAGACCUUAAGGAAGAGGACAAAGAUGAGACACCCCGGCCACGGCCUCCUUUGCGGGCCGUCCCCUGUGACUAUGACCAUUGCCGUCACCUGCAGGUGCCGUGCAAGGAGCUGCAGAGGGCUGGACCCAGGGCCUGCCUGUGCCCUGGGCUCUCCAGCCCCACGCAGCCGCCUGACCCUCCGCGCCUGGGAGAGGUGCACGUGGUGGCCGAGGAUGGCAGCGCAGUGGUGCACUGGUGCGCCCCCUUCUCUCCAGUCCACCAAUACUGGCUGCUGCUAUGGGAGGGCAACGAGGCUCCCCAGAAGGGUCCCCCCCUCAACUCUACUGUCCGCAGAGCAGAAGUGAAGGGCCUGAAGUCCGGGGGCGCUUACGUCGUUUGCGUGGUGGCUGCAAAUGGGGCUGGAGAAAGCAGCGUGCCACAGGCAGCGGGGGAGGGCCUCGAGGAGGUGGGUGGCCCUCCCUUCGGGCCCUGCAGGAGGCUGGCCGUGCCCCCCAGACCGCUUACCCUGGUCCACGUGGCUAUCGGGGUGGGCACAGUGCUGGCCCUGCUGAGCUGCUCUGCUCUAGUCUGGCAUUUCUGCCUGCGAGAGCGCUGGGGCUGCCCCCGCCGCCGGGUGGCCUCCCGACCCACAGCAGGGCUCUGA
Molecule: messenger RNA, 723 nt
Organism: Puma concolor (puma)
Lineage: Eukaryota; Metazoa; Chordata; Mammalia; Carnivora; Felidae
Gene: LRRN4CL
Product: LRRN4 C-terminal like
Molecular function (GO): protein binding
Source: RefSeq, a predicted model, not a curated record